AUGAGCUCGCAAUUGCUUCGUGCAGGCACCAUCACCAGGGUGCGCGUGAACCCUGUUGUGCACCUGACCGUCCUGGACCAGUACCUGCGCCAGGCCUCCGCCGUCAAGCGCGUGUACGGCGUGCUGUUGGGAACAUAUGUCGUCAACACCCUCAACAUCACCUCCUGCUUCGCGGUUCCCGUCACGGAGACAGAGGAGGAGCUGUCCAUUGACCCACACCACCUUGAGGUCAUGAAGACCCUCCACGAGCAGGCCAACCCAUCGGAGAUGAUUGUGGGCUGGUAUGCGUCUGGCACCGAGGACCUUGGUGCGGAUACGAGCCUGCUGCACGCCAGCUUCGAGUCUGCCACCGAGAUGGAAAACCUCAUGUACAUGUUCCUUGACACAUCCUUCCCUGGCGACAAGCUCAGCGUCAAAGCAUUCCAGCCGAUCGAGUGCACGCUGAAGAUGGACGAGGAAGGCGAUGAGGAGGAAGCGGCGGCCGAGGUUGAGCCCACGUCCCGCUCAUUCCUCUUCACUCCCGUUCCCUGCGAGGUGCUCGCCUACGACUCGGACCGCGUUGCACUCAAUGCGCUGAACCGCAGCCUGUCUGCGACCUCUGCUGUGACGCCGCUCAAGUCGAAGCUCGAGGGCGUUAUGCAGUCGACAGACAAGCUCCUUGCUAUGGUCGACAAGGCCCUCAACUACGUCACACAGGUGCACACGACGGUGUUUGUGUGUAUGUGA
This is a messenger RNA of Salpingoeca rosetta, 726 nucleotides long. RefSeq lists its product as uncharacterized. The transcript has 6 exons. Gene Ontology annotation, molecular function: translation initiation factor binding; translation initiation factor activity; metallopeptidase activity. The coding region runs from base 1 to 726 and encodes 241 amino acids. Gene Ontology annotation, cellular component: eukaryotic translation initiation factor 3 complex, eIF3m. NCBI's taxonomy places the organism in Eukaryota, Choanoflagellata, Craspedida, Salpingoecidae. The record is from RefSeq and is a predicted model, not a curated record. Gene Ontology annotation, biological process: translational initiation.